This is a messenger RNA of Penicillium pulvis, 1554 nucleotides long. RefSeq lists its product as uncharacterized. The record is from RefSeq and is a predicted model, not a curated record. Lineage: Eukaryota; Fungi; Ascomycota; Eurotiomycetes; Eurotiales; Aspergillaceae. Gene Ontology annotation, molecular function: protein binding. The transcript has a single exon. The coding region runs from base 1 to 1554 and encodes 517 amino acids.
AUGGCAGAAAGCAGUCGAACUCCCCAAGCGCGAUUACCAAAUGAGGUCCCCAACACUAUUGUCGAAUGUACCUGCAACCGGCGAGGCCAAACGGCGAUUUUCCAGGCCAAUGCGCAAGGCAACCUACACAAUUACCUCGAAACUGGAUGGCAACACUUUCUUCAACAACAAGAAGGUCUAAACAAUGAUCCGCAACCCAGUCUAUGGGAUGCAGAAUAUUCGCCAUACUGGUCCCGCAUGAAAGAAGUAUUCUGCAACCAAACACAUUGCAUUUACAGUCCCAACUAUACGACUUCGAUGUUACCUAGCCAAGGCUGCUACAGUGCCCUGAUAGCAGCGAUCAGAGCCCAAUCAGCGGAGAACGUUGAACUUUUGCUGAAACUAGGCGCGAAGUCGGACGGAUACCAAACCGCAUCCUUCGAGGCCUGGCAAGCGUUAUUUCUUCGUUUCCGACCGGAGAUUGACCUCAAUAGCUUCUACAAUAACAUAUGGAAUGAUGAUAGAAGCGUUCAAAGUUUAAUCGAUAUCCGGAGACAACAGACAAUUCAUAUUACCGAGGCUGAAGUGGAGUGCCGACUGUUGUUAGAAUUCUGGAGAGGAUGGACAGCAGCGCAAUGCCUUUGCGACGACUAUCCGAAUUUUGGGCAUCCCCUGGUUAUUGCAGCUGGGUCGGGACUAGUCACAGUAGUGGACCAGCUUCUCGCUACAGACGCGGAUCGCUCGUUCUGGACAGCUUUUCCCGCUUUGGAACAUAUACCGGAACAACCGACAUCCUCGUCUCUCGCGCUUUCCUCCCCAAUUCAUGAGGCCAUCUCAAGCGGCAAUGAGGGUAUAGAGAUUAUUAAUCAUCUACUCGAAGCUGGCUUCAAUCCUAAUGUUCUUCCGCUGGGGGACGUUCAUACCAGCAUCACCCCUUUAAUGGCAACUUUCCUUCAGUGUGAACCCUGGAAUGAAAUGGCGUACAGUGUCCUAGCAGAUAAUCCACGUAUCGAUUUCAGCAUCUGCACUCCAUACCUCCUUGUCCACAUAUUACAUGUGGCGACAGCACAUUCCCUACAGGCUCUACAACGUGUCGAAGAGAGUGUUCCCCUCGAAGCUGCUGGUGCAACGGCCGCAGGUCACACUCUCCUUCAUAUCGCUUGUAUGUCGUCAAUGAUCCAAACUCAUGCAUCCAAGGCACAUGCAUCCAUCCAUAAUCUCCGAUGGAAGCCCAAAGAGUCAUCACUCGCGCAAUGCGAGGUGGCGUUCCUGGCUCAAUUGGAGUUACUGCGUUAUCUUUUGUCUUCGGGGUUUAAGCCGUAUGUAGCGUUCCAAGACUCGGACCAGAAUACUCCACUUCAUUAUUUGGCUGGAGCGCGAGCCAUCAACGAGGAUGCAAUUCAACUACUUCGUGGGCUACCAGAGGGUGAGAUGGUGUGGCGAGAGGUGAAGAAUUGGUACGGGUAUACUGCCGAGGAAAUUUGGGAACAGAAUCGUCGCGUCAGAACGCGAAAGGAUAACUGGUACGGAGAAACAACACACAAGGUGGCAAAGAUGCCAAAGCUUCAUAUGUAA